Messenger RNA from Hyaloscypha bicolor E, 609 nucleotides. RefSeq lists its product as uncharacterized. The record is from RefSeq and is a predicted model, not a curated record. The transcript is spliced from 2 exons. Bases 1 to 609 code for a protein of 202 amino acids. NCBI's taxonomy places the organism in Eukaryota, Fungi, Ascomycota, Leotiomycetes, Helotiales, Hyaloscyphaceae.
AUGGCCAUGCCGGCCGCUGGGCAGCAGAACAAGGAUUUCCCGGGGGCUGCUGGGGAUGCUGGCCUCCGCUGCCCGGGAAAUGGGACUGCAGCAGAAGAGCAGCGCCAGUGCCCAGGACGGCCUAGCGUCGCAGCACCGAACAAAUAUAGCUGCAAAUGGCUGCACCGUGCAGGCCCCUUGAUCUCGUUUACGCCUUUGGGGAAAGCCCCUGCCGGCCAGGGCUCUUGGAUGUUGUUUUCAUGCGCUGCAAAAAUAGAACUGGACAGAAUAGAACAAAGCAGCAAAACCAGUAAAACCAGCAGAAGAUCGGCCGCCGCUGGGCGCCUUUCCUCGGAAGACGAGACGAUCGCCGCACGCUUGCGCGAGAACUUGCGAGCAAAGGGGCGCGAACGAGCGGUGGAAGGGCAUCUGUCUGGUACUCGGCAGCAGCUGUGCGCCGCACCCAGCGACCCAGCACUCUCGCGGCACUCAAAAGGCGCUCGCAAGCCCUUACGCCAACUGGAAGCAGGUUCUGCAGAGCUUAGAGCUUAUCCGCCAAGCGAGUACGGAUGCGAGAUGUCUGUGCGGUCCCCCGGCUUGCUCGCCCGCGUGGGAUUGGGCAGCACUUGA